AUGGUCUCGGGUGUCCGCGGGAUUGUCGAGGAUGACCGGGUGUCCGCGGGAUUGUCCGCAGGGAUGGAUGGUUACCGGGUGUCCGCGGGGUUGUCCCGGGAUGCUCGCGAUCCGGACAGCCCGGUGCCCCCGCCGCUGCCGCGCCCCGUGCCCGCGGGCCGGGCACGCUCGGAGCCCGCAGCCAGCCCCGGUCCCCUCCCGGCUCCCCGCGGCCACCGAGCCCCGCCCGGGGAGGCUCCGGGGCGCUUCGUGCCCGCGGAGCCGCGCUCCGGCAGCGACAUCGUCCAUCCCAUCAAGGUCGACGAGAGCGGAGCCUUCCUGUCCUACGACUUGUCGCACCGGGCCCUCCACCGGAGGUCUCCUGCCUCCAGGAGCCAGCUCCCCGCCUUCUACGAGCUGCAGUACAGGGGGCAAGCCCUGAAAUUCAACCUGAGCCUCAACAGGCACCUGCUGGCCCCGGGCUUUGUCAGCGAGCGGCGUUUCGGCGGCAUCGCGGGCGCCAAGAUCCAGCCGCGCUCCUACAACCCGUGCCACAUGAUCGGGGAGGUGCGGGGCCCGCGGCAGGCGGGGCUGGCUGCCCUCAGCACCUGCGACGGCCUGAAAGGAGUGUUUCAGCUCAUGGACGAGGACUAUUUCAUCGAGCCCGUGUCCAGCAGCCCCCGGGAGGAGGGAGCAGCCCAGCCCCACAGGAUCUACAAGCGCCAGGUGCCCGAGGCCAGGGCUGGGCAGGGCAGGAGCCCCCCGGCCCCGCGGGAGCCCUGCGGCGUGCCAGAGUCUCAGGAGAGCCUGGAGCGGUCUGAGAGGCGCAGGGAGCGGUGGGAGCAGAAGCAGCACAGGAGGAGGAGGAGGAGGAUCAAGCAGCGCUCCAUCAGCAGGGAGAAGUGGGUGGAGACGCUGGUGGUGGCAGACACCAAGAUGGUGGAGUUCCACGGCAGUGCCAACAUCGAGAAGUACGUGCUGACCGUCAUGAACAUGGUGGCAGGGCUGUUCCACCACGCCAGCAUCGGGAACCCCAUCAACAUCGCCAUAGUGCGGCUGAUCCUGCUGGAGCACGAGGAGGAGGACCUGAAGAUCUCCCACCACGCAGACAACACCUUGAAAAGCUUCUGCAAGUGGCAGAAGAGCAUCAACGUGAAGGGAGACUCGCACCCCCUGCACCACGACGUGGCCGUGCUGCUCACCAGGAAGGACAUCUGUGCUGCCAUGAACAGGCCCUGUGAGACCCUGGGGCUGUCCCACGUGGCCGGGAUGUGCCAGCCCCACCGGAGCUGCAACAUCAACGAGGACACGGGGCUGCCGCUGGCCUUCACCGUGGCCCACGAGCUGGGACACAGUUUUGGGAUUCAGCAUGAUGGAAGCAGCAAUGACUGUGAGCCAGUUGGGAAAAGACCUUUCAUCAUGUCUCCACAGCUCCUGUAUGACACGUCCCCCCUCACCUGGUCCCGCUGCAGCCGCGAGUACAUCACACGCUUCCUCGACCGGGGCUGGGGGCUGUGCCUGGAUGACCCCCCGGCCCGGGAGCUGCUGGACUUCCCCCUGGUGCCCCCGGGUGUCCUGUAUGACGUGGGCCACCAGUGCCGCCUGCAGUACGGCCCCUACUCCACCUUCUGCGACGACAUGGACAGUGUCUGCAGCACGCUGUGGUGCACGGUGGGGAACACGUGUCACUCCAAGCUGGAUGCAGCUGUGGAUGGCACAGCCUGCGGGGACAGCAAGUGGUGCUUCAAUGGCGAGUGUGUUCCCGUGGGCUUCCGGCCCGAGCCCAUCGACGGCGGCUGGAGCUCCUGGAGCGCCUGGGCCUCCUGCUCGCGCAGCUGUGGGGCAGGAGUGCAGAGCGCUGAGAGGCACUGCAGCCACCCCACGCCCAAGUACGGGGGCCGGUACUGCCUGGGCGAGCGCAAGCGGUUCCGGAUCUGCAACGUGCGGCGCUGCCCCCCGGACCGGCCCUCCUUCCGCCAGGUGCAGUGCAGCCAGUUCAACCCCAUGCUCUACAAGGGCAAGCUCUACAAGUGGACACCAGUGCCCAACAACAUGAACCCCUGCGAGCUGCACUGCCGGCCCGAGCACGAGUACUUUUCGGAGAAGCUGCGGGACGCCGUGGUGGAUGGCACGCCCUGCUACGACAGCGACGCCAGCCGCGACGUCUGCAUCAACGGCAUCUGCAAGAACGUGGGCUGUGACUAUGAGAUUGACUCUCACGCCGUGGAGGAUCGCUGCGGGGUGUGCCACGGGGACGGCUCCACCUGCCACACCGUGCACAAGACCUUCGAGGACAGCGAGGGGCUGGGCUACGUGGACAUUGGGAUUAUCCCCGUGGGAGCCCGGGAGAUCCGGAUUGAGGAGGUGGCAGAAGCCGGGAAUUUCCUGGCGCUGCGGAGCGAGGACCCCGAGAAGUAUUUCCUGAAUGGAGGCUGGACCAUCCAGUGGAACGGGGACUACAGGGUGGCAGGGACCACCUUCACCUACAAGAGGACAGGCAACUGGGAGAACCUCACCUCUCCGGGGCCCACCGUGGAGCCCGUGUGGAUCCAGCUGCUGUUCCAGGAGACCAACCCCGGGGUGAGGUACCAGUACACCAUCCAGCGCCCGGCUGACAGCGAGAACGAGAUCGAGCAGCCCGAGUUCCUGUGGCGCUUUGGCUCCUGGACCACCUGCACGGCCACCUGUGGGACAGGGGUGCAGCGGCAGGUGGUGCACUGCGUGGAGAGGCUGGCGGGGCUGGUGGAGGAGCGGUUCUGCGAUGCCCUGACGCGCCCCGACGACCAGCAGCGCACCUGCAGCGAGGAGCCCUGCCCAGCCAGGUGGUGGGUGGGUGAGUGGCAGCAGUGCUCAGCCACGUGUGGCCGGGCAGGGCUGAUGAAGAGGACAGUGCUGUGCAUCCAGAGCGUGGGGCUGGACGAGCAGAGGGCCCUGCAGCCAGCAGACUGCCAGCACCUCACCAAGCCCGAUGCCACCAUGCCCUGCCACCCAGAGGUGCCCUGUCCCUCGCCGUGGGCUGUGGGCAACUGGUCUGAGUGCUCGGUGACCUGUGGGAACGGGACCCAGCGGCGCCCGGUGCACUGCAGCAACAGCACUGGCACCCCAUGCGAGCCUGCCCACAGACCCAGCCCCGAGAGGGCCUGCUCCUUGCCACAGUGCCACCAGAGAUGGGACAGCGCAGACUGGUCUGGCAGCGGCUCCUCCAGCAGGGAGGUGUUUAAUGACAUCCAGUACAUCCCCAGCAAGCACGUUCCUCAGUUUAACCCCUUCAUCCCACACGGCCCGGAGUCCAACGAUGUCAACGUCAUCACCGAGGAGGACUUCUCAGCCAGGAAAGGAAAUGUCUUUGUGGAUGACUUUUACUACGAUUAUAACUUCAUCAACUUCCACGAGGAUCUGUCCUACUACCCCUUCACGGAGAAGGAGAGCAGAGGCGAGGAGCCAAGGGCAGAGCUGAGCACGGAUGGCACCGAGGGGCCCUGGGAGGUGCCCACCGAGGCCCUGCUCACCACAGGGCCGGGAGCAGAGAGCCAGGGGCAGCCAGGCCCCCAGGAGGAGCACACCUCUGCCCCUGUGCAUGGGCGACACACAGAGCCUGGGGGUUUAGCCAGGAAUCACCUCCUGAGCAUGGUCCCCGAGGAUGUGGGAUCAGCCACUCCCACAUACACCACCCCUGCCUUUUUGGGGGAGCAGGAGGAGGGUGCAGUGCCUGUGCCCCACUCUGAGCACCACCCGCCCACCCAGAGCUCCGUGAGCCCCCACUCUGCAAACCACGGCCAGGCAGGGCCCUGGGAUGAGCCCCAGGGAGCUGUGCCCAGCAGGAGCAGCCUGGGGCAGGGUGUCCCCGCUCCCUGGGGUCCCCACCCCGCCGGUGUGGGCUGGGGCAGUGCCCGGGUGGAUGUGUCCCUGGGGCCAGCAGCACGGGGCAGCAGCAGUGAGGGCAGUGUGGGCACACAGGGACAUGGCACUGCAGGGACAGGCCAUGGGGACUCCAGGGAAAUGGCUCUGGCCGCCAGCAGUGACAGUCCUGGUGCAGCCCCACAGCCCAGCGGGCAGCACGGGUGGGCAGGGGUGCCAGGGGGGAUGCUGGACACACGGGCAGGAGGGCAAUCCCAUGGCAUGGAGAGGGCAGAUGCUGCCUUGCCCACCCCGCAGGCCCUGGGCUGGGAGGGCGCAGGCAGUGCUGGCAGCCCCCACCCUGUCCUGAGCCCCCCUCCUGUGGGUGCUGAUGGGGCUCCCGUGGGGCAGGGAGGGCUCCAGCCAGAGCUGCACAGCCCCACAGCCCCCACCUCCACCCCCUCUAUGGCCACAGCAGCCCCUGCAGUGUCCCUGUCCCCUGCCAUGGUCAGGCCAGCCCCCCAGCUCACCCCCAGGGGCCAGCAGGGUGCCCUGGGCCCAGCCGUGCCCACAGCCCCAGCUCAGGGCCCAGCUGCCCACAAUGCAGGGUCCCCCCGGGAAUGGGGGGCACAGGGGAUGUCCCUGCACCCGGAUCUGGCAUCGUCCCACAGCGAGCUGACCUCCCAUGGGACCCCCCUCAGCAUCCCUGCUCCGAGGGACCCCUCACCAUGGGCACCACCAGGGACACCAACGAGGGACCCCUCACCAUGGGCACCCCCAGAGACAUCAAUGAGAGACCCCUCACCGUGGGCACCACCAGGGACACCAACGAGGGACCCCUCACCGUGGGCACCCCCAGUAACAUCACCAAGGGACCCCUCACCAUGGGCACCCCCAGGGACACCAACGAGGGACCCCUCACCAUGGGCACCCCCAGGGACACCAACGAGGGACCCCUCACCGUGGGCACCCCCAGCAACGUCAGUGGGGGACCCUUCACCAUGGACACGCCCAGAGACACCAACGAGGGACCCCUCACCAUGGGCACCCCCAGCAACAUCAGUGAGGGACCCCUCACCAUGGGCACCCCCAGGGACACCAACGAGGGACCCCUCACCGUGGGCACCUCCAGCCACAUCAAUGAGAGACCCCUCACCAUGGGCACCGCCAGGGACACCAAUGAGGGACCCCUCACCAUGGACACGCCCAGAGACAUCAACAAAGGAGCCCUCACCAUGGGCACCCCCAGGGACACCUGCCUCCAGUGACGGGGGGCAGGAGUUGUCCCAGCCCACCCCUUUGUCCCCCCCGCUCUGGGAGAAGAGGCUGGAAGAGGAGGAAGAGGAGGGGGAGGAGGCUCUGCUCCCACCAUCACCCCCUGCAGCAGCCACUGCCAAGCCCAGCUGGGAGGUCGGGAACUGGAGUGAGUGCUCGGCCACGUGCGGCCUGGGCGCGGUGUGGCGCUCGGUGCGCUGCAGCAGCGGCACUGACGGUGGCUGUCCCAUGGCCGACAGGCCCGUCCCCGCCCGGAGGUGCUCCCUGAGACCCUGCUCGGCCUGGCGUGUGGGCACCUGGAGCAAGUGCUCCAGGAGCUGCGGCGGGGGCACCAAGGUGCGGGAUGUUCACUGCGUUGACACGCGGGACCAGCGGCUGCUGCGGCCCUUCCACUGCCAGGCGGGGUUGGCACAGCCCCCGGCACAGCUGCCCUGCCACAGUGCCCCAUGCCUGGACUGGUACACGUCCUCCUGGAGAGAGUGCUCGGAGCCGUGUGGCGGCGGGGAGCAGGCCCGGCUGGUGACGUGCCCGGAGCCGGGGCGCUGCGAGGAGAGCCUGAGGCCCAACAGCACCCGGCCCUGCAACAGCCAGCCCUGCACCACCUGGGUGGUGGGCUCCUGGGGACAGUGCUCGGCUCCCUGUGGAGGGGGCAUCCAGCGGCGGCAGGUGAAGUGCAUCGACACCAGGACCGGGGUGGCCGAGGAGGACAGCAGCCUGUGUGACCACGAGCCGUGGCCAGAGAGCACCCAGAAGUGCAACCCCCAGGAGUGCGACAGCUCCGAGCCAGGUGUGCCCUGCGAGCGCGACCGCCUGAGCUUCGCCUUCUGCCAGACGCUGCGGCUGCUGGGCCGGUGCCCGCUGCCCACGGUGCGUGCCCAGUGCUGCCGCAGCUGCCAGCAUGCCCUGCCAGCGCCCGGGCAGCAGCGCGGCCAGCAGCGCCUGGCCCGCAGGUGACAGCGCCGUGCCCACCCAGGCUGGCACUGCCACGCUCCGCGUGCCCGGCGUGCCCGGCUCUCCGACUCUGCCACUCUCAAACGGUGCUCAAACCAUCCCCGGGGCUGCUGCUGGGGCUGGGCAGGUCCCGCUGCUCCCCACCCACACUCCAGGGGAUGCUGCCAGGGUCGGGGAGGCAGGGGAAAGGGAACUAAAAGCAGCAAUAAUUUGGGGAGAACCUCUCAGAAAUGCUCAUGGUGCUAUCAUUUGACAUUUGCAGCCUCUCGAAGGUGUUGGCUGGCCAGCACGAACCUUGAUUUUUAUUGUUAUUUUUAUGUCUCUGAGGUGAGCAUCCAGCAUUCCACCGGCUCUGCCGACCCUUUGGGGUAGGGGUUUUUUAUUUUAACUUUAAGGGACUUGAAGCUGGCAACCCACUCGUGUAAUUUUCAUUAAAAUGUUUACGCACUGAAGCUAAACAGAUUUAAUUUAAGAAGUGGAGGAAGGGCAGAGGAGUAACGUUUCAGCUUCAGCUGGGGCUGUGCAGGGCUCUGUCUCCCCAUUGCUGGCUUUCUCUGCCAAAGCCAUUGCUGUGUCCCUCUGGAGCAGAGGGCACCACCAGGGACACCAGGGUUUGGAGCCCACCAGGGCAUUCCCUUGCAUGAUUUGGGCAGCAGAGGGAAGCUGCCCUGGCAGUGAGUGGCACAUCCCCUCCCUCGUGGGCAGCCAAGUGCUCAGUCCCUGGAUUUCUCUAUGUGUAGCAGUGUAAUGCUUGGUUAAGGUGUUUUUCUGUGGCCUUACGGGCUGAACCCUUUUUUCCCUGCUUAUCUAGAUUCUCCUCUGUUAAGGUUAGCUGAUUUUUAACUAGAAUAUCCAAUUUACUCUGAGGCACAGCCCCUACUGCCUGCUCCCAGAGCGGUGUGGGAACAAAUCCCUGCCUGUCUCAGGAGGGAUUCCUGCCAGGUUGGUCUCUGGAGGAGGGCAGGAGCGUUUAGGUAGGAAUUCCUUUCCCUAUUACUCUUCAGGCUGUGGAGGGUGCCCAGAACCUGGGGCACCUUGAAGGGCAAUCCUCCCUGCAUGGGCACAGCCAGGCUGGAGCCCAUCCCAUUUGGGCUGCAGAGCUCCAGGUGCAGCAGCACUCAGCCCGAAUUCCUGUGUGUGAUUUGUAUGUAAAACACAAGCCAUGACCUCACCAUUUGUGCUUUAUUCCGUUCCAAGGUGGUGUACAGUUUUUAUGGUCCAAGAACCCGUGUCCAGUCCUGGUUUCCUUGUCCCCAGCACCAUCUGUCCCACACCCUGUCACCCUCCCAGGAUUGCAAAGGGACGACCCUUGUGCUGGGGUCUCAUGGCCACAGCUCACAAACUGUUAAAUUAAACAGUUACUGAAGGAAGCAGGUGGGUUUCACAUUUUCUCCUCCCCGUGGGGAAUUCUGAAGGUUUUCAGCUAAUUGGAGAUGGUUCAGGCACUGGCAGCAGGAAGGAAGGAUCAGUUUGCAUCUAAAAAUCAUUCACAGCUGCCCUUUGCAACUGGGAUUUGUUGAUUAAAACAUGAGCCGGGCUGAUGGGGUAAAUCAGUUCUGCAAAUCAAUUUAUUUGUGGCACAGGACCUGGUGAGCCCCUCCUGCAGUGCCUCUCUCUCCACGUGCAGGGUCCCAGCUGUGGCUGAGGGCACGGGUAAUCCCUCCUGUGGGACACCAGGCCGUUUUUAGCCACAUAACAAGCACAGAAACUGCAUUGUCAGUGACAAUAAAACACAUCUGGCUUAAAUAUCUGCGAUAUUUU
Messenger RNA from Zonotrichia leucophrys gambelii, 7803 nucleotides. It is a transcript of the gene ADAMTS7, whose product is annotated as ADAM metallopeptidase with thrombospondin type 1 motif 7. The transcript has 25 exons. Bases 1 to 6045 code for a protein of 2014 amino acids. The record is from RefSeq and is a predicted model, not a curated record. Gene Ontology annotation, molecular function: metalloendopeptidase activity. Gene Ontology annotation, cellular component: extracellular matrix. Gene Ontology annotation, biological process: proteolysis; extracellular matrix organization. Lineage: Eukaryota; Metazoa; Chordata; Aves; Passeriformes; Passerellidae.